Molecule: messenger RNA, 2151 nt
Organism: Drosophila gunungcola (fruit fly)
Lineage: Eukaryota; Metazoa; Arthropoda; Insecta; Diptera; Drosophilidae
Gene: HPS1
Product: BLOC-3 complex member HPS1
Biological process (GO): vesicle-mediated transport
Cellular component (GO): BLOC-3 complex
Molecular function (GO): guanyl-nucleotide exchange factor activity
Source: RefSeq, a predicted model, not a curated record
AAAAAAACAAAAUCAAAAUUGACUUUAAGUUACAGCUUUAAAAAAGCUAGAUCUAGCUAAAAAGAGUUGGCAGUGUUGUGGAAUUCCAAAUUGCAGACGUCACCUUUUCUUAUCAAAACGAACCGAAUUCCGUUACCCAGCACCUGUGGUGAAAGUUGUGUAUUGUGUUUUUGUGUUGUGCUGAUGCUGAUAAGAAAAUGAACGGAUUGAUUGUGUUCAACAGCGCCAACGACGUAGUGUACCAGAAACUGAACGAGCCGCUGGCGCAGAAGAUCAGGAAUGUGGCCACCACCCAGGGUCUGUUGCGGUCCGGCGGCGUUUUGGACAGUAAUGUCCUUCUGCAGAUUUUCAGCCCCAUCGUUGGAUCGCAGCGGAUAAUGCAGUGCCAGUUCGAUAACGCCUACUCCAGCUUACAGUGCGAGCAGGGCUUCAAUUUGGUGUUUGGGGAACUCCUAGGGUUUACCUUCUUAAAGAUCGGACAAAUUCCCGUCGAGCUACUGGGACGCCAGAUGGGUGUGGCUCUGACACUGACUCGCUAUUGCUAUGGGGCCAACUUGUUUGCCUCUCAGGCGGGCGCCAUGCAACAGGAGCUGCUGACGCAGUGCCUCGAUUGCUAUGAGACUCUGUUGUGGCAGGAGGACCAGACGUUCCUGCUGGAGGCCAUGCCCAAGCUUCUGAUCAACGCGGAGCUUAAGAGGACGGUGCAUCUCACCCUGGACGCCAGUCUGGAGCACCUGAGGCAUCUGGGAUUGCCGCGGGCUCACGCCCUUUUGCUUGUUUCCAACAAACUGGUGGCCGUCAACAGCACCCGGCAAGCCCUGCCGCUGUCCGCCGCCGACCUGCUUUUCCUCAGCCUCAUGUCCCGGUCCCUCCAGGCACCCAAGUCCCCGUCCCAGCGGGCAGUAGCCGUAUUCCUGCAGGGAGUCUCCCACGACGUCAACUCCGGCUGCGUGCCCAGCAUUGUUCACAUCUCUCGCUUGCACGGCGACCAGGUUCUCCUGCAAGUCAUCGAAUACGCCCACAUGCCGCUGACCAGCUGUAUUUACGACUCCUUCUUUGUGCUCCAGAAGAUCGUGGCCGUGCAGCAUCAGGGGGACUCGGAUGCGCUGAAGCCCGCCUACGAGAAUCUCGAAUCCUUUAUUGCCCAGGCAAUAACCGCUUUGAAGCGGUAUUUAAAGCAGCGCUCGGAAACAGAGGACUUGGAGAACUGCACAAAGAAGUUCGCCGCCAAAUGGGAAAACCUGCGCAAGAUGUACACGGAGUACUUCAAGAACUUUGAGCGAGAGCUUCUGGUGAGAAUAGAGUCAAAUCUACCCUCGUUUGGCGAAGAACUGAAGCAGAUAUUCACACUGGCCUGCUGCGACAGCUCCAGUGUCCAUGAACUGGACCAGCUGUCCGAUACGGCGGCCAAUGUGGAGGCCAAACUGCUUGAGUUCGCUGAAUUCCUGGCCGUGAAGGCCACUCGCAACAUAUCCAUCGAUGCUUACUUGGAGGACUUUCCCGGCCUGGUGCAUUUCAUGUAUGUGAAUCGCAGCAGGGGUCAAAUGCUGGCCCCGGAUCUGCGACCGAACCAGCUCGUGCCCAAGACGAAGCUUUGGAGCAUGGUAGAGAUUGCGAGGAGCUAUCUAAAGAAGGGCCAGACCACGGUCAUUUGGAAGGACAAGGCGUUCCACUACUCGUACUUCCUCUGGUUCGAGGAUCAGUCGGGAGGGAUUCUCAACACCACUCUGGACUUGCAGCAGCACUUUCUGGCCACAGGAGCAGCUAGUGGCAAUGGUUCAAAAUCCCCAACAGAACCGGGCGCACUAACCAUGGACUAUUACCACGAUCUGGCCGAUUUGUGCUUUCCCAAGCUGUCACCGGCUAAAGUGCGCGUCUACGAGUUGUACUGCAUCCAUCUGGGACUGGUCACCGCCACAUGUGCCGUGGAGCACGCCCGACGACUGGUGGCCACUAUUAGCGAUGUUGUAGGCGAAGAGACAUUUUAAUCAAGUUUAACCCCUUGCCAACUUAGCAUUCCACGGCUCAUUUCCAGAGUUAGCACAUGAUUCUAGUCAAUUUACGAGACUCCUUGAGGAGAUAUUCCAAUCGAAAUUUGUUAGAUUAAGGACAACUAUCCACUGUUUAAGGCUACACCAUAAAGAUAUUUGU